Molecule: messenger RNA, 1471 nt
Organism: Xylona heveae TC161
Lineage: Eukaryota; Fungi; Ascomycota; Xylonomycetes; Xylonales; Xylonaceae
Product: flap endonuclease 1
Exons: 5
Coding region: 79-1266 (395 amino acids)
Cellular component (GO): nucleus; cytoplasm
Molecular function (GO): 5'-3' exonuclease activity; 5'-flap endonuclease activity; DNA binding
Source: RefSeq, a predicted model, not a curated record
GCGCUGUGGCUCUUUUGAAUUUCUUCGCCGAAGUUGAAGGCUCACCAUUUAUCUUCUCUGUAAUCGGAAAAAGCCACAAUGGGUAUCAAACACCUCUACCAGGUUAUUCAAGAGAAUGCGCCGGACGCAAUCAAAACCGGCGAAAUCAAGAAUCAAUUCGGCCGUAAAGUCGCUAUUGAUGCCUCCAUGAGUAUCUACAGUUUCCUCAUUGCUGUUCGCUCCGAAGGCCAGCAGCUUAUGAGUGAUACUGGUGAGACGACUUCUCAUCUAAUGGGCAUGUUCUAUCGUACACUUCGCAUGGUGGAUAAUGGAAUUAAACCUCUUUUUGUAUUUGACGGUGCUCCUCCAAAGCUGAAAUCGGGCGAACUUGCGAAGCGUUUCCAACGAAAAUCGGAGGCUAAAGAGCAGCACGAAGAAGCCAAGGAAAUAGGGACUGCAGAAGAGGUGGAGAGGUUCUCAAGGAGAACUGUCCGGGUCACCCGAGAGCAUAAUGCAGAAUGCAAAAGACUUCUGAGGUUAAUGGGUGUCCCUUAUAUUGAUGCGCCCACUGAAGCAGAAGCUCAGUGUGCUGUAUUAGCCAGGGCUGGAAAGGUGUAUGCGGCGGCUUCGGAGGAUAUGGACACGCUCUGUUUUGACGCACCAAUAUUACUCAGACAUCUCACAUUCAGUGAGCAACGAAAAGAACCGAUCCAGGAAAUCCACCUGGAGAAAGCAUUGGCAGGACUGGACAUGGACAGGAAACAAUUCAUCGAUCUAUGCAUUCUGCUGGGAUGUGACUAUGUUGAUCCAGUGCCGAAAGUUGGACCGAACACUGCUCUGAAGCUGAUACGCGAGUACAAGACCCUUGAGGGCGUCGUGGAAAGUAUCGAGAACGGACAAAAUAAGAAGUUUACUUUGCCGGAGGAUUGGCCGUACAAAGAGGCGCGUGAGCUUUUCCUUGAGCCGGACGUCCGCCAAGCCGACCAUCCAGACUGCAAUUUCAACUGGGACGCACCCGAUACUGAGGGUUUGGUUAAGUUCUUGGUUGAAGAGAAAGGCUUCAGCGAGGAUCGCGUCCGCAGUGGUGCUGCUAGAUUGCAGAAAAAUCUAAAGAGUGCACAGCAAACGAGACUUGAAGGAUUCUUCAAACCUGUCGCUAAAACCGAGGACGAGAGGCAAGCCUUGAAGAGGAAAACUGAUGCCAAAACUGAAGAGAAGAAGAAAAAACAAAAGGCCGAUAUGAAGGCUAAAAAGGAGGCUAAAGCUAAACCCCGAGGCACCGCUUAGUGCCCUUUUCAACUAAAAGGGUGUAAAGCUAGCGUUGCAUGUUGAUGGCUUUCAAUGCUUCUUAGGCGGUUUUACAUGGGAGUACCAGGCGCUUUUAUUGUGUUAUGACCGGAACAGCACAUGCAUUGAUUGAUUCUUUGCGUUCUUCGGACCUUACUUCAAUAUAUGCAAUAUUUCAAACUUUCAAUGAUACCUGACUUAGGAG